Messenger RNA from Solea senegalensis (Senegalese sole), 5092 nucleotides. It is a transcript of the gene ptgfrnb, whose product is annotated as prostaglandin F2 receptor inhibitor b. The transcript has 15 exons. Bases 294 to 2963 code for a protein of 889 amino acids. The record is from RefSeq and is a predicted model, not a curated record. NCBI's taxonomy places the organism in Eukaryota, Metazoa, Chordata, Actinopteri, Pleuronectiformes, Soleidae.
CAUACCCAUAUUAAACCUGUCCAGCGUGUGGAACAUGUAAACGCUUCCCCUUGGGAUUUCGGAUUGGAUUAAGCGCCACGGCGUGUGUCGGAUUUGUUGUGCGGCUCCGCCCGGUGUGCGGUGGUUUGCGGUGUUGUGCGGUGGCGUGCUCUUCGAGCUGUGUGCACACAUCUAAGAGUUUUAUUGGUCUGCCCGACAGCGGCGAGGGAGGACUGGUUUCACCCCACACGUAGGACAAAGGGAACAAGGGGGUGAAAUUAAGGGGAAAAGGAUACGUGUCAAAGAAGAGAAGGAUGAAAAUGGAUAACUUUCACCUCACAGUCGUCUUUGGGAUUUUAAUGUGGGGUUGCUGCUCGGCCCGAGUGGUGAAAGUGUCUCCUGGUCCAUUAAUCCGGGUGGAGGGUCAGCCAGUCUCCAUCCGAUGUGAUGUCUAUGAGUAUUCGGGACCUCGUGAGCAGGAUUUUGAGUGGAUGAUGUCCAGGGAUACAAGUGCGGUGCGGCUGAAGAUAAUCUCCACCUUUGACAACAGCUACUCCCACCCAUCGCUCAGCAAGCGCGUCGCAUCGGGCGACAUCUCGGUGGCGAGGCUUGAGGACAACAAGGUGGAGCUGAAGAUAGCAGAGGUGAAAUCGCUGGACGCAGGGCUGUACUGGUGUCAAACGCCAAGUACCGACUCUGUCAUCAGUGGAAACUAUGAGGCUCAGGUCCAGCUCAUUGUCAUUCCCAACACCCUCAGCGUCUCCCCGCAGACCCUGCCCCAAGAAGUGCCAGAAGGAAGUGACAUCACACUCUCUUGUAAUGUCACACGGGUGCUCACCCACCCCACCUACCUGUCGGUUACCUGGCUGCUGAAGACCGCCACAACAUCAGAGGAAAUCCUGACGUUUGGUCCACAGGGUGGUGUCACCACAGGGGCAAAGUUUGCGCGGCGCUACGCCGAUGGAGGCAUCCGACUUGUUCCUGGGAAGAAUGGAGUGUUUGAGCUGGUGAUAUCCAGGGUGAUGACGUCCAACGAUGGGACUUAUGAGUGCAACGGAACAGAGUGGACGCAUGAAAACGAGAAUGGCGGAAAGUGGAUAAAGAUUGUGGAGAGUACAAAGGAGAUGGGAACUGUUAAAGUCAUUCCAACAGGUCAGUCCCUCAGUGUGAAAACUACGUCCUCGUCUCCGUCUCCGCUCCUCUCCCCCGGCGACACACUGACCCUCCUCUGCUCCGUCGGUGCCAGCAACCUGCAGGCCCUCGCCCUGGAAGUGACCUGGCUGGCCGGCGACCGUGACAUCAUCACCAUGGAGCGCAGCGGGGUUGUGAUCUCAAACACGUCCUCAAGCACCGUGCAAGGAAAGCGAGGUGAGGCGAGCCUGGAGAGAACAGGAGCCGGGGAGUACAGGCUGUCUGUGAGGGGAGUCGGUGAGGAGGACGGAGGAGAAUACACCUGCCGAGUCCGAGCCUUCAUUGACAAAGGAGGAAAGAGCGCGGGAGGAGGUGGGAGGUGGCACAUGGCUGCUGAGAAGAAGUCCAGCGCUGUGACAGUUAAAGUGUCUCAGAUCAAGCCAAACUUUACGCUGACCCUUGAACCCACCCUCAACCCACUCAUGACAGCUGAACCCACAGAGCUGGCUUGCCUGGUGAGCAACAUUGCCCAUCUACCCCUGGGAGGUCGCCUUGGUGUCACAUGGGAGUACACAACACUUCCUGGUGCAGGAGGUGGUCCUCAGACCUCGCAUCACAUUGGCUCGCUGGACGGAAAUGGCAACUUGUUGCCAGGGUCGACGUACUCUGACCGUCUGAAGAGUGGCGCGUUGUCUCUGACAAGAGUCCAGCCCAACACGUUCAAACUGCGUAUUCUCCGCACACAGGAGAUCGAUAUGGGCCAGUAUUCUUGUACUGUGUCUGCAUGGAGUGCCAGCAGCCACGGUGACCUGGUGAAGACCACUGAGUACAAGAGCUCUGCAGUGACUGUGCGAUGGGAUACUAAACGUCCAACUCUAAAUGUCAUGGCCAAACGUAUCCGCGAAGCCUCUGUGGGCGGGGCCACCUUUGAAAUGAGCUGCAUCGUGAGCCUUGAGAACCUCGGCGAGGCAGGCUACUCGGUGCUCAUCCAAUCACAGGAGAGCCUGGAGAGCAACGUGAGAACCAUCAUGACUCUCAGCCCGGACAAUGUCCUGCAGCAUGGUGGAGCUACGGACCCCAACAGGAGAGACAGUUUGGUUCUGGCAAAGUCCGGUCCGGCAGAGUUUCGGUUCCGCCUGGCGGGUGUCCAGCUGUCCGACAGAGGUUUCUACUGGUGUGACAUCACUGCAUGGACAAAACAGCAGCCGGGACAAACUUGGACCAGAGCCACAAGUGCUGAAUCCAACAAAGUCCGAAUUGACUUUCAGGAAAAUGGCCCGUCCUUCUCCAUCGCCAUCCACUCGGAUGACACCAGUGUUUAUCCGUCAACAACAGCCAAGAUGGAGUGUUCACUCAGCGUCUCCGGAUCCUCGCCAAAGACUGAUGACCUGGCCUAUGAGGUGCGUUGGUUUUUCACCAGGCUGCGUGGUGGACAAACGACCAACCAGGUGGCGAGCGUCGACCGCUUUGGCGUGGUGAAGGCAGAGGCUCGUAACUCCUCCAGUGAGAUCUCAGUGGAGCGCAGGGACACGCACUCAUACCUGCUGAACAUUUUUGGCACUCAGGACAGUGACAGUGGCGAGUAUUUCUGUGUGGCCACGCCCUGGUACCUGUCCGCUUCAACGGGAGCCUGGACUCAGGCUGGAGAGCUGACGUCGUCCAGAGUCUUCCUCACUGUCCAGUUCGCUGUGUGGGACUCUCUACAGUUACCUCUAUUAUAUGGUGCAUCGGCUUCCUUAGGUGUGGGCCUCUUCUCUCUCGUCCUGGGUCUCAUCUGUGCACAGUGCUGUUGCCGCAACACCGCACACACCCCGCGCUCGCGCAACAAACUGAUGGACCUGGAGAUGGACUGACAAACACUUUCCCCCGCACCCACACACUGCAGCAGCGCUCACAGGAAGCACCACGCACAAAACAGACACACACCCGUAGACGAUUUCUGGGACACGCAACUGUUUCCCAGUGACGGACGUUGGGAGUAAAACUCUGUGCCGCUUUGGAAACAGGAGCCUGAUCCCGAGGUGCUCAGGAUCUAUCAGCUCUGCAGUGGAGGAGCAGGGGAGGGGACUAUAGUACACUUUCAGUUUUUUUUUUUUUACUAGCAGCAAUGGGGGAAAUAACCCGUUGCUCUGAAAAUCCAACAAAAUCUGUGGUGCUUCCAGUGAUUUUUACACGGAUAUAUUCACUCCCCAUUAGAACCAGAGCACUACAGGAGACUCUGAGGGACGCAGAAUUUUGGAGGAGACGUCACUGCCACUUGGGAAUAAAGGACCACUAAACUCACCUGCUGCCUCUGCACAUGAUGUCGCCAUGUUUCGGUAACUGGAUCUCCCAAACACAGGUGGAUCUUCGUUUGUUUGGACGCUGUGUCCAUGCGGAGACGCCAUGAGAGUUAAAGUAGCCCGAGGUUUCUGUCAUCAGUUCAGGUCUUGCUUUUUUAGCAUCAUGUUCAUCGUUUGGCAGCAGAGGUCCCAGAAAAUGCAAGUGCGCCAUGUGUGUUUUUCAUACAAGAGGUAUUGCACUAGAACUAGCACCCCAGAGUAUUCUCACCCUGAACAAAGGGACGACACAAAUCUUUAUUCUCACCUCUAGUUUUUUGAAAAUUAAGAGAGAUUUAAAAAAAAUAAAAAAUAAUUAUUAUUAAGCUUUACAAUGAGAUAUGCAGUUUUUGGUGUGUUUGUGUGUGAGGAAUUCAGUACGUGGUGCCAAUAUUUGUGUGCUUGGUCCAUUUUUUUGCCAGAUCAAACACUUGAACUGCCACAGACGACAAGCACUCGUCUUUCAUAGAUAUUCAGAAAUGUACCCAGCUGUUGUUUUUUGCCUGAGUCUUGUGUAUUUUUCGUACACCGUGUGAGUGCUGUACUACAGGAUGUGAGACAAAGACAUGCAUGUACUUUUUUUUUUACUUUUUUAUGGCAGAUAUCAAUAAUGAGCACAGGCCUUUUUCAGGUUUAAAGUCUCCUACAUAUCGAUCUUGACAGAAACCCAUAGGAAAAUCAUGCAUGUCUCUCAGUGUUUUCUGAAAGACCUGUCUAACUGCAGACUUUUAGGUGGGUGAGGAAGUGGAUGAUCUAGCUCUGUGAACAGCAAAGUAAAGUAUAACAGAUUAUAGUGUUUAAUCCAUCGUUAAACCAUCUUUUUAUUCGUUUUAUGUCCCUGUGGACGCUAAAGAAACCAGACACAACAGGUUCCUCUGUGACAUUUCGUGCUGCUGCUAUGUGCCUUUUCCACGGCAGCCAUUUUGACAUGUCAGAGCAGGACAAGAGCAGCCGUUGAUGAUCCUUUGUUUGGUUCAUGUCAAGUCAGGACACACCCUGAAAGUGAGGAAGCUAAAUGGAACGCAGCCGUCAUUAAAUUGAUUAUUUACCCCUGUGUUAUUUUUUUAAGUCAGUCUUUAGACUGUGUUUUUUUGUGCUAUUUUAAGCUAUGCUAACUGGACUUUUUUUCAAAUCCAACCACCUCCACACCCUCUUUUUUUUUUUUUUUAAUUUUUGGCUUUUAAAAAUAUUUUAGGUGUUUUGUUUCCUACAACAGUAAAGGAUCCCAUUAAUAAUAAUAUUAAUAAUACAGUGUAAAAUAAAUCAGACUCUGUGGUAACUUUCAAAGCCAUCAAAUGAAUAUAAACGUUGACUGGUGUACCCUGUUGGCUUUAAGUGUGAACACACACCUCCAGUAACAACACACACACACGUGUUGUGUGUGUGUGUGUGUUGUGUCUAAACUCGGUACGAUCCAAAAACACCUGUUAGGUUUGUAAUAAUGUGGGUUCGACUGGGCUUGGUUAGAGCCUGGUUUGAUUAUUUAAAACUUUACGCAGUAUUUUAAGCAACUAAGAGAACUUUAUGAGCAAUAUGAGGCCACGUAGUCAAAGUAUUUUCUACAUUUUAAACAUGAAUUUGGUCUGGCUGAAGAAAAGAAAUAAAAAAAACACAAAGGAAUCUCAAUAACCCAGAUCACAGCCCUGUGAUUCUUUUAAGAAAUA